AUGACCAUACCCGAAGACAAAUCUUCAUCUUCCAAACCCGAUGACCAGCAUCCUAAAACCCUUCACCCUGCUUACUCUGUUUCGAAUAUCCAGUCCAAAAUUCGAGUUCUUGAUGGUACCUCUAUUACCUAUUCCUCCUGGGUAAAAUUAUUCAAAUUCCACGCUAUCGCAUACAGGGUCCUAAACCACAUCGACGACACACCAGCCCCCGCAACCACAGAUCCAAAUUAUUCGGAGUGGAAGGAAUUGGAUGCUUUAGUCUCUCAGUGGAUAUAUUGCACGGUCUCUGAUGAUCUGCUGACCAGAAUUCUCGACACUGAAGCUUCGGCUCGAACCAGUUGGCUAAAACUAGAGAAAAUCUUUCUGAGCAAUAAGAAAGCCAAAGCUGCAGCACUUGAAACCCGGUUUGUAAAUCUCACACUCGCAGCCUGUAGUUCUGUUGAAGAUUAUUGCAAGCAACUAAAAGACUUGGCCAAUCAAUUGGAAGAUGUUGACCAACCGAUUACAGAAUCACGCUUGGUACUGCAGUUGGUUUGUGGGCUUUCCCAAGAAUUCGAUACUACUGCCUCGUUAAUUAAUUCCCAAGAUGCUGGCUAG
Messenger RNA from Helianthus annuus (common sunflower), 597 nucleotides. RefSeq lists its product as uncharacterized. The transcript has a single exon. The coding region runs from base 1 to 597 and encodes 198 amino acids. Lineage: Eukaryota; Viridiplantae; Streptophyta; Magnoliopsida; Asterales; Asteraceae. The record is from RefSeq and is a predicted model, not a curated record.